GCCGCCUGCGGAGAGGCCGGGGGCCGGCCUGCGUGGGGCCGCGCGCGGCAGCGGCGGCGUUGGCGGCGGCGGCGUUGGCGGCGACUUCCUCCGGGCCCGGCCGGACAGCACAGGGCCAUGGCCGAGGCGGCCGCGGCUCCGAUUUCUCCGUGGACGAUGGCAGCUACCAUCCAGGCCAUGGAAAGGAAGAUUGAAUCGCAGGCUGCCCGCCUGCUUUCCCUGGAAGGUCGAACCGGGAUGGCCGAGAAGAAGCUGGCCGACUGCGAGAAGACGGCCCUGGAGUUCGGGAACCAGCUGGAGGGCAAGUGGGCGGUGCUGGGGACGCUGCUGCAGGAGUACGGGCUGCUGCAGAGGCGCCUGGAGAACAUGGAGAACCUGCUGAGGAACCGCAACUUCUGGAUCCUGCGGCUGCCCCCGGGCAGCAAGGGCGAGGCCCCCAAGGAGUGGGGCAAGCUGGAUGAGUGGCAGAAGGAGCUGUACAAGCACGUGAUGAGAGGCAACUAUGAGACGCUGGUCUCCCUGGACUACGCCAUCUCCAAGCCCGAGGUCCUCUCCCAGAUUGAGCAGGGCAAGGAUCCGUGCAGCUGGCGUCGCGCUGGCCCCAAGGUUCCUGAUGUGCCCGUGGACCCGAGUCCAGGCUCCGGGGCCCCGGUUCCUGCCCCUGACCUCUUAAUGCAGAUCAAGCAGGAGGGCGAGCUCCAGCUCCAGGAGCAGCAGGCCCUGGGCGUAGAGGCCUGGGCCGCCGGACAGCCAGAUAUUGGGGAGGAGCCGUGGGGGCUCAGCCAGCUGGACUCCGGAGCAGGAGACGUCUCCACCGACACGGCCUCCGGCGUCCACUCCAACUUCUCAACCACUAUCCCGCCCACCUCCUGGCAGGCGGAUCUCCCCCCCCACCAUCCCUCUUCCGCCUGCUCCGACGGGACGCUGAAGCUCAGCACGGCCGCCUCCACGGAAGCAGAUGUAAAAAUUGUGAUAAAAACAGAAGUCCAGGAAGAGGAGGUGGUGGCCACCCCAGUGCAUCCUACUGACCUAGAAGCCCAUGGGCCCCUGUUCGGACCUGGCCAAGCCACAAGGUUCUUCCCCAGUCCUGUCCAGGAAGGCGCCUGGGAGAGCCAGGGCAGCUCCUUCCCCAGCCAGGACCCCGUGCUGGGGCUGAGAGAGCCCGCCCGGCCCGAGCAGCGCGACUUGGCCGAGCCCAGCCCCGCGGUGGCCCAGGACGAGGCCCCGCCCGGGGACUGGCUCUUUGGGGGGGUCCGCUGGGGCUGGAAUUUCAGGUGUAAGCCGCCCGUGGGCCUGAACCCGCGGACCGGGCCCGAGGGGCUGCCCUACUCCUCCUCCGACGGCGGGGAGGCCGUGCUGGACCCCGGCCAGGCCCCGCGCCCCUUCGCCGACCCCUGUAAAUACCCCGGCCGGACCAAAGGCUUCGGCCACAAGCCGGGCCUGAAGAAGCACCCGGCGGCGCCCCGGGGCCGCCCGUUCACCUGCGCCGCCUGCGGGAAGAGCUUCCAGCUGCAGGUCAGCCUGAGCGCGCACCAGCGCAGCUGCGGGCCGCCCGACGGGGCGCCGGGGGCGGCGGGCAGCGCACGGGACGGCAGCGCCCUGCGGUGCGGCGAGUGCGGCCGCUGCUUCACGCGCCCCGCGCACCUCAUCCGGCACCGCAUGCUGCACACGGGCGAGCGGCCCUUCCCCUGCACCGAGUGCGAGAAGCGCUUCACCGAGCGCUCCAAGCUCAUCGACCACUACCGCACGCACACGGGCGUGCGGCCCUUCACCUGCACCGUGUGCGGCAAGAGCUUCAUCCGCAAGGACCACCUCCGCAAGCACCAGCGCAACCACGCGGCCGGGGCCAAGCCGGCCCGGGGCCAGCCGCUCCCGCCACCGCCGCCGCCGCCGCCGCCCGCCGCGCCCCCGGACCCCUUCAAGGGCCCUGGCACCAAAGGACCCUUGGCCGCCACAGACCUCGUGACCGACUGGACUUGCGGCCUGAGUGUCCUGGGACCCACCGACGGCGGGGACCUGUGAGCCCCCGCGGCCGCGCGUACAAAGGCCCUUGUCCCGCCGCCAGGGGGCGCCCUGCGUCCCCCGCUGCUGUGCGGAGCCCCGGAGCCGGAGCCUCCACCUCGAAGCAGGCAGAAAUCUCUGUGAAACUGAGCAGCAUAGAGUUUUCAGUAAUUUAAUUACGAACUCUUUUUUUUUUUUUUAAUUCUUGAAGCAAAAGCUGGAAAAUAGUAGUAGCGCCAGUUUAGAGUGUCCUUUUGGUUUCUGGAGUAUGUGUGUUUCGUGGGCUGUGUCCUUCCCGAGUCUGACAGUGAGUGUGCUGGAGGCCUGGCCAGCUGGGGACCAGCCAGAGAGGCACCUGGACCUCCGUGGCCCCUCGAGCCCUGGCGCACAGGCCCAGGGGAGUUGAGACCCCCCACCUUCCCCUGCGGGGCUGGGAGGUGAGGUAGACUGGGCGCUGCGGAAGCGGCUCAGGGGGAGAGGGACCUGAGCCGGCGCCCCCGGAGGUGUUUCUUCUCAUCCAAAGGCUCCGCAGAAGUGCUGGCCCUGCCCGUGCCCCCCUGCGCCCCUCGCCCUGUUAGUGACUCCUGGGCCUCGUUCAGCAGAAGGGUCUGAAAUCGCUGUUAGGGCGGCGGGAGGCGGGGCUGCGCUCCACUCCAGCGAGAUGCUUCUUGGCUUUGCUCUCUGUGUGAUGUCUGCUCCCUGCCCACAUGCUCUCCGACCGAAUCUGGUUUGAUCGUCACUGUGACCUAGCGAAGCACGCAGGACGAGUAUUCGUUCUCGUUGGAGGCGAGGAAAAGUUACCCCGAGGAGGCCCAUCUUGUGCGCACGGUUGGUGCCCACUGCAGGGAAGACCCUCAGGGCGGACGCAGCUCAUCCUCCUGGAGCAUCAGUUUGGGGGAGGAAAGCUUUUGGGUUUUGCCCUAAGGUCUUCAAAGAUUUGCCCCACUUCUGCCUGAGCAAAACCCUCAGGCCUCAAGCUUUAGCCGAGGCUCAGCUGUGGUAGCCGGCCGGCGGGGCAGGCGCUCUCCCCCGGGAGGGGCCAGGCAGCAGGGCUGGUCAGGGACAGGCUUGCUGGUUCCCUAGCCGACCUCUUAAAGGUGGGAUUAGAAAUGCACCCAGGUUUCUUGAUUCCACCACAAGGCUGCCCCCUGCCACACGAGUAUCCAUUCCCGUUGUGUUGAAGCAGCCGCUCGUUCCGUGUCCCACGGGGAACUGGUCUCCCCUGAGGAAGGGGAGGCCAUGGCUUCUGUUUAUUCAGCUCCCUUGUGUGUACUUUUAUUAGGCGAUAGACUAGUUAAGAAAAUUGUUUCUAUGUACUGUAUAUUUUGUACCUGUUUACACUUCUAAUAUUGAUAUAACUGAUAUUUUGAAAAACAAAUGAAGAGGAAACGUCCUGUUAAAAUAAAACCUAACCAGCGCCAAGGUG
Molecule: messenger RNA, 3427 nt
Organism: Sus scrofa (pig)
Lineage: Eukaryota; Metazoa; Chordata; Mammalia; Artiodactyla; Suidae
Gene: ZNF746
Product: zinc finger protein 746
Biological process (GO): regulation of transcription by RNA polymerase II
Cellular component (GO): nucleus
Molecular function (GO): DNA-binding transcription factor activity, RNA polymerase II-specific; RNA polymerase II cis-regulatory region sequence-specific DNA binding
Source: RefSeq, a predicted model, not a curated record